Molecule: messenger RNA, 2328 nt
Organism: Wallemia ichthyophaga EXF-994
Lineage: Eukaryota; Fungi; Basidiomycota; Wallemiomycetes; Wallemiales; Wallemiaceae
Exons: 5
Coding region: 1-2328 (775 amino acids)
Biological process (GO): transcription initiation at RNA polymerase III promoter
Cellular component (GO): transcription factor TFIIIC complex
Molecular function (GO): histone acetyltransferase activity
Source: RefSeq, a predicted model, not a curated record
AUGGCUAGUUAUAUUCGUCUAAGUGGACUGCCGCUUGGACCAAGUAAUUGUGUUCUCACUGAAAUCUCCGACAACGGGCAGCUAUCCCUGUCUCUGCGUCGACGCGUAGAUGUGCUCACACCAAACACUGCGCUGCUACACAACAAAGACCAGGCCAAAGCGCUAUGGAAGAAACAAUCCAAGUCCAUCUCAGAGGACGCUGCUAUACGCUCAAAGCCCUCACUCGGAGAGUACAACGUAUUCGAUACCCAAAUUCCUCUAUCUGAAUUCCCACCUGCGCAUAUGUACAUUGAAAACUAUCCACAUCCGUGUAUCGUUGAGCCAGUUUCUGAUUCGGCGUUGUGGAAUGGAUGGAAAUCAACGGCGUGGUCUCCUGCAAAUUUAACGUCUUACGGUGGCUGCUUACUAGCCACACUGUCUUCAAACUGCGAUUUGUUUAUCGUUGCACCGAAAGUAAAUUUCUUUGUUGGUAAAUGGCUACCGACGUUUGAUGUUUCAGCCAGGCUGAGAGAGUUUAACUUGAACCAACUCAACGACAAUGAUAAAUCUAAUCAAUUGGCCCUCUUUGGCGUUGCUCUCAAAUCUCAGAUACUCUGCAUGGCUUGGUCGAGCAAUCCUCCUACGUACAGCCUUCCAAUAACACCUAGGGACAUCUCAGUGUUGAUUACUGGAACUAAAUCUGGUGAUUUGUUUUUGUGGAGACACGUUCAACAUGGCCAAAUGGAAUUGGUAUCCAUGUUGGAAACACCGUCAGCAUGUUGGAUAUCCCUCAUCACCACUUCCGAAUGGCGCAGCUGCGAUGAUGGAUUCAUUCUGGAUAUCUACUUUGCUAACACUGACUACGACAUCUACGUGACAGCACUUAAACACUCAGACAGUACAAACACAACCUCAGUACACAGCGAACCAGCCAUACUACAGCCUUCGAAUGGUCAAUCUCUCACAACCUUCAAAUACAUGGACGGUGCUUUAAUAUGGACAACACCUGGAUCGCUAUUUAUUAAACAGGCGCUUAAGGAGGCCGUUGAGUUAGAUAUCUCGAAUCUGAGCAUGGUUGUUGGAUUGGAUAAACUGUCAUCAAACUUCUUAGUGCUGUGGUUCGCAGAUGGAGAAAUAAAAAUAAUCGACGUAUAUACAAGCUCCGUUAUUACUGCGUUGUCGAUUUCUGCAACUCGGAAACAGAGAAAGCUGUACGAAGAUAUCGCUGAGAGUGUGUACGGGUCGCGAGUGGGUAAGAUGCAAGCACCACUCGUCUACUCAGCGCGUAAACUUCCCAAUUCGAAUGGAUACGCGUGGUUGUUCUUUCACCGUUCACCUGAAGAUACAGAGUAUGUGGAGGAAGCCAAGCUGACAUGCAUUCUCUCAAUAAGCGAUAAUGUUCUACCUGAUGAGGAAGUGAGGGGAUCACUGAUUGACGAGAUCAGUGCAAACGUGAUGCAGCUCACCGAUAUAUGGAAGUCGUCGACUAGGGAUUUAAGCGGUGUGAUUGAGAGGUGUCAACAGCAAGUGAAUAAUGUUGAAUUGUUAACACUACUAGAUCAAUACUUUCACAAAUUCGUCGAAACCUACUCUAAUGUCAUACUCACGCACUACAACCCUGGCGCAUUUCAACAAAUCAACACAGCACCUAUAUCGCUCGAGAGUAGGAUAGAGCAGAUGCUGAGCUGUGACUUCUGGACCAUACCAGCAUUUGAUAUAAUACGCAAGGUGUACCUGCUCUCAACCCACCUUAACAUGAUGGUCAAUCAGGAUCGUAGAUUUAGGCGUGUCGAGCUCGAGGCUAUCCUAUUGAUUGGGAUACUUUUCAUGACUUGUCAGAGGGUGCUCGGACUUGCAGAAAUGCAACUAUUACCUGAGAAUUGCACUCAGAUAAUUGCGCGUCUAACACACGCAGCCAAGUAUAUACAGAGCUCACCACCUCAGCUCAUAGAGAUAGCUACCAAGAUUCAAGAUUGCUAUCCGGGUAUGGGGGACCAAGUGAUGGCCAACUCCACCCAGGACAUGAGUGAUCCACUCUCACUCACUCACUCGACCAACCUCGGUGAGAAUUGUCCAGCAAGCGGUCAACCCAUUCUAUUCGACGAUGUACGCAAAGGUGUCUCGGAUAUAGGCAUUAGCUGGCCCAGAUGUGCAGUGACGCUCAGCAUCCUGUCAGACGUCCACGUCAAGCGCAGCGUCAGCUCUGAGCAGGUGUACAAAGACUUGACAUUCGCCAAUGCCGACGAAAAUGGAAAUGAGCUCGAUAUCCUAACAUCAGCUCUGUCGUACUCUGCCAAGAAAUGUCUCUAUACGAACGCUCCGUUCGUACGUAUAAACGACAUCCAUUGA